AUGGGUUUCUUGGAAACCGUAAUCCUGUCCGCGCUGCAUGCCUCGCUGCUGUGCCCUGUAUGUUCGAGCGCUACGAUUGCACUGCUCGACCACGAGGAGGAAAAGCGGCGCCAGCGGUGGGCAGACUUCGUCUUCGUUCCUGCAAACUUGGAUGCCGGCUCAGCGUCUCCUCCGCAGAGUUUGGAAGCUUGUCGUGGCGAUCUUCAAUCCGAGCUUGGGCCCGCAGCAAUGGCUUCGAAACGUGAACUGGGAAGUGGUGCGUUUGGUGAUGUCACACUGCACGAGGAGGACGGGAAAUCGUACGCCCUCAAGACGAUUUCCCACCAGCUGCUAAAGCACCGCCAGCUUGAGGCCGCUGCACAGGACAUCCGUGCAUUGUCCGGUUCUACGGACAGUCUGUGGCAAACACAGUUCUGUGCAAGCGUGGGUGUGUAUACUUCUGCCAGCCUUUGGGGCAACCCGGCGGUUCGCGAACACGUGGCGUGUGUGGCGGAGGCGCUCUCCUACAUGCACUCCAAGCAGAUCAUGCAUAGAGAUGUGAAGCCCAAGAACAUGUUGUUGGACGCCCGUGGCUGCUGCAAGCUGUGUGAUUUUGGAUCCGCGAAGCUUUGCAGUGGCCGUGCUUAUAGUUUUGUGGGCACAGCGGAGUACAUGGCCCCCGAGAUGGUAAG
Messenger RNA from Symbiodinium natans, 671 nucleotides. NCBI's taxonomy places the organism in Eukaryota, Dinophyceae, Suessiales, Symbiodiniaceae. The record is from the annotation of a GenBank genome assembly.